Molecule: messenger RNA, 1367 nt
Organism: Salvia miltiorrhiza (redroot sage)
Lineage: Eukaryota; Viridiplantae; Streptophyta; Magnoliopsida; Lamiales; Lamiaceae
Product: disease resistance protein RPP13-like
Exons: 3
Coding region: 663-1187 (174 amino acids)
Biological process (GO): defense response to other organism
Molecular function (GO): ADP binding
Source: RefSeq, a predicted model, not a curated record
AUAAAUUUGAUAGUGAGAUAGGAAUGAAAUAACAACAUGAUUAGUAAGUCAACUCUACUAUUUGCUGCAUGCCAAAAAAGUCAAUGAAAAAUAUAAUAUUAAGCCAACUUCAACCGACUAAACUUGAUCUAUUUAAAAGAUCGAAGAGGCUGAAAGCAUUGAUCGACCGAUCAAGAUGGCGGCGGAGGCGGCAGUGUCCACGGCGGUGCUAAAGCUGGGGGAUUUGCUGACGCGGAAUGCGGAUUUUCUACGAGGCGGCGGCGCCAUCGGAGUGGGCCAGCAGCUGAAAGAUGAGCUCAAAGGUCUGCAGUGUUUCCUCAGAGACGCAUCGGGAAAGCAAGCUGACGACGUGGCAAUACGCGAUUGGAUAGCCGAGACCGGAGAGGUGGCUCACGACGCGGAAGACGCCGUCGAGGUAUUCAUUUUUAAGGUUGAGAGAGCAAGAAUUGUGCUUGCGAGUUUUGCUUCCUCUCUCAAACAUAAGUAUCUCCUCAAAAGAUUCAGUAGAUCGAUCAAUUCCAUCCGGAAAAGGCUCCGAGGCAUCGAGGGACGACGUUCGAGUCUCGGGAUUCAAGAUCUUUGUUGGGCCUAGCGACGGAGUAGAGUCGCCAAAGAGAUUACCAAAAUUGUCUGAAUGGCAAAAAGACAAACACAUAGUGGGCAUGGAGAAAGACGUAGAACUGGUGCUUGAGAAGGCAAUCUUGAACGAGGGAUACGACAUUUCCAUCUCCGCCAUCGUAGGCGAGGGCGGUACCGGCAAGUCUACACUUUCAAGGGUUUUAUUUAACCACGCGGCCGUGGGGGAUCGAUUUGAGCGGCGUGCUUGGGCUGUGGCUUCGAAGGAACGCAGGCCAAGAGACAUAAUCAAGGACAUAUAUUUGCAGGUUAAGAGUGGAGAAACGAUGGAGUGGGAAUUGAUACUUUUGGAGAGAUUGGAUUUGUCGGAGAUUAAACAACGGCUGGAGGGCAAAAGAUAUUUCAUAGUUCUGGAUGAUAUGUGGGACGAUCCGCAGUGGAACGACGCCAUCGCCGGAGGUUUCCCAGAUGAAGAUACAGGUAGUAGGUUUCUGCUUACACUUCGUACUCCAGAUCUUAAAGACAACUCUGGAUAUGUUCAUACUAUGAAAUGUUUAGACUCAGACGAAAGCUGGAUCUUGUUCAUGAACACCGUAUCCGGUGGAAAAUGAGUAGAUCAAGAUUUGGAGGAUAUAGGAAGGAAAAUCUUGAACAAAUGCGACGGCCUUCCAUUAGCAAUUACCUUGGUAGGAGGCCUACUGAUGAAGCUGAAGAGGUCCAAGACUGAAUGGGAGAAAGUUCUAGAAGAAAUGGAAUCUCAUCUAAACAGAAGCAGCAACAACACCAUGCAU